AUGCUGCAAACUGGCAUCUCGGAGGCCAUCAUUGAGGGUUGUUCCAGGGAUGAGAGCUUAGCCCAGGACAAUGGCAAGAAGGAAAAAGGAGGAGAGAAGGAGGCCUCGGAGAAGAAAGUGGUCUGCACUGGAGAACUUAAGUGGUAUCCUUGCCCUUCGUUGGUCCGCUGCAUCAAAGGUUGCGAGCCUUUUGGAGGUGACAAUUAUUGCGAUCCGGUCAACAACCGAGCCUUUUGCAACUAUGACGACGGAGAUUGUUGUGUCUCGACGGUGAAGACCAAAAAGGUCAUCCCAUUCCCCAUGUCUUGCGACCUGCAGGGAGAAUGUGCUUGCUUAGAUCCCAAUGCUGAAGAGCACAAUCAACAAGACCACCGUGGCUUCAACUUUGCCUAACGCCAUGCGUUAAGGCACAUCAGAGAGAGAGAGAGAGAAAGAAAGAGAGAGAGAGAGACAGAGAGAGAGAAAGAGAAAGUGCUUCCCCGCCAGCGGCAGGCAAGGAGACGCACCAUUCCACCUCUACGUUUUACCAGUAUCAUUUAAAAAAAAAAAAAAAAACAAGCUGCUCAAACUCUCACCAGGUGUCGUUUCCACGCCAGGGGCAUUUAUAGACUGCACCCAGUUCUGCCUUCCAUUUUCUUCCCGCGAGGAGACCCAAAACUCUGGCGGAGGGAGUUUGUGUGUGUGUGUGUGUGUGGGAAACGGGGGCGAGCCGGGUUAUUUGUAUUAAUUGUAUCUUAACUAGCGAGAACAAGCAAGGCCGCCCCAAAAGUGGACUUUCCAGGGCGGGCCUUUUUAGGGGGGGUGGGGGUUA
This is a messenger RNA of Pseudonaja textilis, 811 nucleotides long. The record is from RefSeq and is a predicted model, not a curated record. NCBI's taxonomy places the organism in Eukaryota, Metazoa, Chordata, Lepidosauria, Squamata, Elapidae.